Messenger RNA from Ceratotherium simum simum (southern white rhinoceros), 1569 nucleotides. Lineage: Eukaryota; Metazoa; Chordata; Mammalia; Perissodactyla; Rhinocerotidae. The record is from RefSeq and is a predicted model, not a curated record.
AUGGGAAAACAGGAAGCCUUUAGAAAUGCCCUAUUAAAAGGAAAUGGAUUUUGGGCCUCAGCUUUCAUGAUCCUCCCUGUGGACUCCCCAAAGGACCUGUCCUGGUUUCUGAGCUUCAGCCUGAACCUAGGAAAGAUAUGGAAAAAGGAGAAAAGUCAACAAGAGACAGAGACUCCUGAUGGGCACCGUGCAUUGGGCCAAUGUGAGGGUUUGAUGAAGCGAACAUAUCAGGAGACAAUCGCCAUUGAAAAGAUGGUUUGUUACUCACAUUCCCAAGAAGAGAGUAAGUCUUGGCAGGAGGCAGGUGGAGGGCUCUGGAACCACUCCUCCACCACCGGCUUUAUCCUCACCAGCUUUCGUAAUGACAGCUGGGUUCACCUGUUUCUCUUCAGCAUCACGGUGGUGGUCUACUUGCUUGCCUCGGCUGGCAACACUGCCAUGGUUCUUCUGAUCUGGGCUGACACCUGGCUCCACAAGCCCAUGUACUUCCUCCUCAGCCAGCCGUCCUUCCUGGACAUCUUCUUCACCUCGGUCACCGUCCCCAAAAUGAUAGUGGGCUUCCUCUUUGGCUGGACAAGCAUCUCAUUUGGGGGAUGUGGGAUGCAAAUGUUUUUCUCCAUGUUCCUGGGAGCCUCGGAGUGCCUCUUGCUGGCCCUCAUGGCCUAUGACGGCUAUGUGGCCAUCAGCAACCCUCUGAGCUACCCAGUGCUCAUGAGCCGCCAGGCCUGCAUGCUCAUGGUGGCCACUUCCUGGCUAGGAGGGUCCCUCAGUGCCACCAUCCAGACCACUCUGACCCUGCAGUUCCUCUACGGUGGCUCACAGAAAAUUGCGCACUUCUUCUGUGAGGUGCCCUCACUGCUGAGGCUGGCCUGUGCCAACACCGUGGCCUACGAGCAGAUGAUCUUUGUGAUGGGUGUGGUGGUCCUCUUGGCACCCAUUGCCUUCAUCACCACCUCUCAUGCCCUCAUCCUGGCAGCUGCGCUCCAGAUGCACUCUGUGGAGGGGCGUUGGAAGGCCUUGGCCACCUGCUCCUUCCAUUUGACAGUUGUCAACCUCUUCUAUGGGUCCCUAGUCUACACCUACAUGUUACCCUCAUCCUACCACUCUCCUGGCCAGGAUGAUGUAGUGUCCAUCUUCUAUACAGUCCUCACACCCGUGCAACCUGUCAUCUACAGCCUCAGGAAAAAGGAAGUGACAGGAGCAAUGAAAAAGGUCAUAGGGAAGUGUGGGCUAGAGGUGCAAGGGCCACCGGAACAAUCAUCCUCGUGGUUCCAGAUGGCCCUGCUGGGUGUUCAAACACCACUGCCAGACCCACUGCCACCGGAGAUUCUCAAGGAGGUCAACAUUUUGGUAGCCUGUACAGGGAUCCAGAGAAGACCCCUGAGAUCUCCAAGGCUGAUGAGCAAACAGGUGCAGUACCUGCAAAAGAGCCCGUUGAGCUUGUUGCUUGUCUCAUUGACCCUGGAGUUUGAGGGCCUUGUUUUAUCUGCUAGUACUCAGUUGGCACUUCAGCUGACACUUCGGAAUCAGGCUGUUCCAUUGGAACUGGCUGCUCAGCCUUUGGUCUGA